AUGGCCAAGUCUGCGACCAAGGUGGCGAAGCCUUCCAAGGCCGAGUCCAAGGCUGUCAAGAACGGCAGCAUCACCAAGACCAAGGACACUGCUAAGGCUUCCGCCAAGAACAUUGAGAAGAAGAAGAAGAAGGCCGAGUCUGAGUCUGAGGACGACAGCGAGGACGAGGCCAGCGCGUCUGACUCUGACUCUGACGCCUCCGAGGAGGAGGCCCCCAAGAAGCCCGCGGCCAACGGUAAGAAGGCCAAGGCUGCUGAGGCAUCUGACUCUGAGGACGACUCGUCCUCGGACGAGAAGCCUGCUGCCAAGGCCAACGGCAAGAAGGCUGCCGCCGAGGCGUCGGAUGACUCUGACGACUCUGACUCUGAUGAGGAGGAGGAGAAGGAGAAGGCUGCUCCCAAGGCCGAGAAGGGUGAUUCCGACUCUGACGACAGCGAUGACUCUGAUGAUGAGAAGACGGAGGCUGCUCCCUCCAAGAAGCGCAAGGCUGAGGACACUGUUGACGAGGCUUCCAAGAAGGCCAAGUCUGACGACGCCCCCAGCACCCUCUUCGCUGGCUCCCUUAGCUGGGGUGUCGACGACAAUGCUCUGUACGAGGCUUUCAAGUCGUUCAGUGGCCUGGUCCACGCCCGCGUCGUUACCGACAAGAACACUGGCCGCAGCCGUGGUUUCGGUUACGUCGACUUCGCCGACUCCGAGUCUGCUACCAAGGCCUACGAGGCUAUGCAGGGCCAGGAGGUCGAUGGUCGUGCCCUCAACCUUGACUACGCCAACGCCAAGCCUGCUGAGUCUAAGCCCCAGGACCGUGCCGCCGACCGUGCCUCGCGCCACGGCGACACCCUCAGCGCUGAGAGCGAGACUCUCUUCGUUGGCAACCUGCCCUUCGACACUGAGCAGGACGCUGUUCGCGAGUUCUUCGGCGAGGUUGCUGAGGUCGCCAGUAUUCGCCUCCCUACCGACCCUGAGUCUGGUAACCUGAAGGGAUUCGGUUAUGUCACCUUCAACUCCAUUGAUGAUGCCAAGACUGCUCUUGAGGCCAAGAACGGUGCCUCUAUUGGCAACGGCAGAAACGCCCGUGCUGUCCGUCUCGACUUUGCCGGCAGCCGUCCUCCUCAGGAUGGCAGCCGUGGUGGUUUCGGUGGACGCGGUGGCGGCCGUGGUGGCGGCCGUGGCGGUUUCGGUGGACGCGGUGGUGGCCGUGGUGGUAGCGGCUUCGGUGGCCGUGGCGGCGGUCGUGGUGGCAGCCGUGGUGGUUUCAACUCGUCCCGUGGUGGCGGCCGCGGCGGGUUCUCUGGCACCAAGGUGUCCUUUGACUAA
Molecule: messenger RNA, 1317 nt
Organism: Cordyceps militaris CM01
Lineage: Eukaryota; Fungi; Ascomycota; Sordariomycetes; Hypocreales; Cordycipitaceae
Product: nucleolin protein Nsr1, putative
Exons: 3
Coding region: 1-1317 (438 amino acids)
Molecular function (GO): RNA binding
Source: RefSeq, a predicted model, not a curated record